AGGCAUCAGCUGAGGCUCGUGAGGCUGUGAUUCAAGAAAUCCGUGCCCAAGCGUCGGUGGAGGCGGCUGCGCAAGUGUCUUCGGAGCUGAGCAUUUCAGAUUACCCCCGGGUCCAGGACACACUUAUCAGCCCCAAGAGAUAUGGAGCAGCAUCAGAGCUGCGGUCCGAAGCGCGCGACUCGUCGCCCCAUACGGUGAUAGGUGAUGAUGAGCAUAGCUUUGUCAGCCGCUCGCUCGACGGAGUAUCUGAGAUUGAUUCGCGCACUCACGCCCAUACGGUGACUGACAUGACUGAGUCAGAAAGGAUGGGUGCUGGUGAGCAAGCCGCUGAGAGUGCCAUGGACAACGAGGAGCGAAUCUCUGCGCUGAUGGCGACCCAGGGUGUGCGUAGCUAUACUGUCGUCAACGAUACACCAGCGGGCGAGAUGAAGGUUCACUAUGACGGUGAUAGUGCCACCAUGUACGCAGCGGCUGGGGAGAGUCGGGGCCAUGAGGGCAUGGAGACAUUCGUUGAGGCGACCCCAACACAGUACUACGAGCACCAGAAAGAGCGCUUAGCAGGGGAGGGCGGGAGCCACGAGGCGCCAAACCACUUUGUGAACAUGCAUGGUGACAGUGCUUACGAAUACGAGCACGAGCAAUCUUAUCCUGGGCACGAGCAGUCAUAUCCUGGGCACGAGCAGUCAUAUCUUGAGCACGAGCAGUCUUAUCCUGAGCACGAGCAGUUGUACUCCGAUCGCGAGCAUGAACAAGCGUACUCUGAAGGCGAGAACGGACAUUCAGCUGUCGACUCUGGGCACCGUGACGCGCCGAACAACUUUGUGAAUGUACACGGCGAUGCAGCUUUCGCUCACGACGCCGACCUAGCACUGCCCAGCCAUAUCACCAGCAACUCACCUAUGUUUUCGGCGACCACCGCCGCCGCAGGAAACGAACCACGUGCUGUCAACGAAUUAGAUCCGCUGAGCUAUGGCAGCGAGAUCUACACACACCGCAAGGACUUGCCGCUGGUGGCCCCUGCCGACAAGCCCGUUUCGGCGCAUCCAGUGGUGAUGACUAUGCCGCAGUCGCCAUUUGCACCGACCUUGGCUGAGGACAUGCACCCAGUAAUCCGGUUUGUCAUGAGCACAAUCAGUGCAGCCACAGCCCCGCCUAGCUCACAGGGACCAUCGUUCCCUCCUGGCCCAUGGCCGACCGGUUCCUGCUCCCGCUGGCCCUGCGUCACAGGGGUCAGCGCCUCAGGGGUCACCUCUCCCUUCUCCUCAGGGUCCUAUGCCUCAGGGCCCAUUGCCUCCCAAUGCCAAAUGUAGCCCCGUCGCAGUCGGUCAUGAUGGUAACCAAGCUUGUUACCCCUGCUGUCAAGUUCGUCACUGAAGUCGACGAAUAACUAGCAGCGGCUGGUUGCUAUCUACGAGGCUCAUUUUGUGCAGCCAAUGUUGUUUAAUCUUGUUAUCUGUUAGUUCAUCAUUCCAUCUCAUUUCUUAUCCUUUUUGCGUAUAGGAUAAAGCACGCUCAUUUUUUUACUUUCACCGCAUGAAUUGUAUGUGGUGCGCUCAUACUCCCUUUCUUAACUCAUCUCACAUAGCAUUCUUCUGGCAUGAAAAUGGAAUAAAAUACAUGAUGGCUAUAUU
Messenger RNA from Linderina pennispora, 1631 nucleotides. RefSeq lists its product as uncharacterized. The record is from RefSeq and is a predicted model, not a curated record. The transcript has a single exon. The coding region runs from base 288 to 1310 and encodes 340 amino acids. Lineage: Eukaryota; Fungi; Kickxellomycota; Kickxellomycetes; Kickxellales; Kickxellaceae.